UUGAUAGUGUGGCAGUUGAGCAGGACCCAGAAGCUUUUGGAGUGAAAAGGGAUGGGAUGCUGUGCACUGCAGCUGCCUGUUUCUUUCAGCGGAUGUGAAAGCUGGUAAUUGGGCUGUAUUUUGAACUGAGCAUGGGCUGAAGGACAAGGGACAUCCACUCCAUUCAUUCCCAAGAGCUGUGCAAAUAGCCACAGAGCUGCCGCUCACCACAGAAGGUUUCUGUUCAAGCUCAAUAUGGAUGAUAUUAUGGCGAACCUGAAGACCUUUCAGCCCGACUAUGGAGCAGGGAUACAUGAGCCCCUGAUGAGCUUAAAAUGCCGUGCCAAAGGACUGACAGUGACUGCCUGUGCCCACGCAUUCUUCUUCUGCAGACUGCUCCAAGCCACCAGGCAGAAAAGAGAGGGUGACAGCCAAGGCCUGAAGCUUGGGAUUAUUGGUGGAGGCCAUAUUGGGAAACAGCUGGCCAGGACAAUGUUGCAUCUGGGUGGCAUGUCAGGAAAGAGCAUCCAGAUAUCUACAAGGCGUCCAGAAACUCUGGGAGAAUUUGAGACACUGGGAGUUGCCUGCUUUUAUGACAACAGGAAGCUGGUGGGCUGGGCAGAUGCUGUAUUUCUCUGCUGUCUUCCGUCUCACCUCCCACACAUUUGUGCAGAAAUCCAGGAUGCACUUACAAAAUGUUGCAUUAUCUACAGCUUGGUCACAGCUAUCCCUCUGCCCAGGCUGAAACAACUUCUUUCCUCCAAUAACAUCUUGAGGCCACAGUACACGUUUGUGGAGGGUGGACUUUUUCAGAUGUGGGAGGCCAGCAGGACAGUUGUGGAAGCCCUCAAAGACCCAGCUGUUAUCCAAGCCACAUGUCCCUGUAACCCUAAUGCGGAAAUUGUUGUCAAUACAAAGUGGCUGGCAGCAGUUUUCUAUGCAGCUCUAAACAGCUACACAUGGCAGCGUGUAACCUACAUGAGAGCCCUGCUCUUCCUUAAUGAAGCGUGUUUUCCUGCAAAAGCUAGCACCACCUCCUUAGAUAAUAGAUCGGAAUCGCCAGAGCUAGUUUGUGAAAACUUCAUCAACCAAGCCUUCGCUUCCACCCUGCAAUGUAAUAAUACUUUCCCAUGGUUUGACCUGACAGCUGUACAGCAAAGGGACUCACCUUUUAGCCAGUUUCUUGAAUCAACUACAUCUUUCCAGAAAGUUGCUUUAUUAUAUCGUAACUUGAUUGCUGUAUUAUCUACAAACACUGAAGACUCAAUUAGCGCUGUCUCUAAGAAGACAUCUCUUUCAGCUGUCCUACUGAACCCCACCAAGACUUUGAUUCAUGGCCUAGAUGGGACUUUCAUAAGCAAAGUAGAAGAGGGAUCUAGUUCUGAUUCUGAAGAGACAUAAAUUAAUUAUGGUGUGACUCCAGUCAAGAAGAAGUAGGAAAGGUAUUGCUUUUAAUCUCAGUACUAAAACCUAUGUAAGUAUUAAGUAACUACUACCCUUUCUAACCACAUACAUUUCAGGAAUCCAAAUAGUGAUUUGUAAUGAAAAAAUAUAUCAAUAGGGGGUGAUAUUUAGCAAUGGAAAGUUUGUAACAGAGGCUAAGCAGGGAAGAAUUACUACAAACUGAAUCUCAGA
Molecule: messenger RNA, 1614 nt
Organism: Podarcis muralis (Common wall lizard)
Lineage: Eukaryota; Metazoa; Chordata; Lepidosauria; Squamata; Lacertidae
Source: RefSeq, a predicted model, not a curated record